Messenger RNA from Acipenser ruthenus (sterlet), 4050 nucleotides. RefSeq names its product girdin-like. Lineage: Eukaryota; Metazoa; Chordata; Actinopteri; Acipenseriformes; Acipenseridae. The record is from RefSeq and is a predicted model, not a curated record. Gene Ontology annotation, biological process: cytoskeleton-dependent intracellular transport; cytoplasmic microtubule organization. Gene Ontology annotation, molecular function: microtubule binding; dynein light intermediate chain binding. Gene Ontology annotation, cellular component: cytoplasm; centrosome.
UUUUUUGCUGUUUCCACAUUGUAAAGAAUCACUCUUCGUGGGCGGAUGACGAAGACACUCUCUCUCACGGGGAAACUACACAAGACCAAGAGUCUGAUUGAAGCCGUGUUGCUUUCAUAACAUAUCUAUAUUAAUUAUUUAUUUAAACUUACAGCACAGGUGCAUUCAAAUAUAAAUAUAUUAUAUUACAUAUACUGAUGGUAUUGCCUCUCGGGCGAUAAAGAAGGCGAGAGCGUGGUAGAUACAUUUAUUACAUAAACACAGAAGUUCACGUUGAGCAUACAAAUAUAUAUAUUUUUAUAUCAUGGGUUAUUUAAAUAUUUUUGUAACGCUACAUAAAUAAAUACAUUCAUUAAUAAUUUAUUAUUUACACGGAUUCAUAAUAGCAGAAUCACAGCCACGGAGCGCUGGGUUCAUGUCUGAAGCUGAAAUGGAAGAUCGUUUUGUUGAAGUUUUGGAAGAAUUCUUAGCGAGCGCGCUGGUAGCCUGGGUCAGGACCUUCGAGUCCCUGGUGGAGGGGGGGUGCGAUCUCUCGGCUCCGUACCUGGAAGUGAACUCCGACUCCCACGAUGCACUGGGGCAGUACCUGCGGCUCCUGGACGGGGUGUUUCUGAACAGGGUCCUGCGACUCAUAGACCCGAACCCGAAGGCAGAGCGAGUCUAUCGUAACGAGCGCAGCGACGAGGUCCUGCGGGUCCAGAACCUGUCCAUCCUGACCCGCCACCUGCGCCAGUACUACCAGGAGGAUCUCCAGCAGCUGCUUCUGAUUCCUCUGCCUAACGUUGCUGUGCUGGGGAGAGAACCCUUGACAGAAGCUGCUGUUGAUGAGAUGAAGAAGCUGCUUCUGUUGCUGUUAGGAUGUGCGGUUCAGUGCGAAAGGAAAGAGGAGUUUAUUGAGCAGAUUCAGAUGCUGGACAUAGAGACACAGACAGCCAUCGCCACCUACAUUCAGGAGAUCACUCUGGACCAGCACAAGGUUCUGUCUCUGCAGCUGUGUGACCCGAGCGAGCUGAGCCGGGCCGCUGUGCAGAACCUCUUCCAGAACCUGACCCUGCAGCUCCAGAGCCUGGUGAGGGAGCGCGACGCACAGCUGGAGAGGAUCUCGGAGCUCAUGCAGGAUAACCGGACGCUGCAGACCCACCACGGACCCCCCCUCUCCCCCGUGACCCCCUCUCGAGACGACCCCCUGGUUCUGUACGGUUCUGGUGAAGCCCGGCAGAACCUCACGGUGCAGCUAGCGGACAGCAAGGCCAGACUCCGAGCGCUCCGGGAGGAACUUGAGGAGAGCAGUGAGCAGCUACUGGAUUGUAAACAGGAAGUGCAGGACCUGGAGGCAGAGCUAAAGAAGCUACGGCAGGAGAACCGGGAUCUGCUCAGUGAGGCCCGGCUGGCCCGCCGGUACCGAGACGAGCUGGACUGUGUGAGAGAGAGAGCGAGCCGGGCAGAGAGGCUGCAGAGUGAAGUGGCCGGGUAUCGAGAGAGGCUGCAGGGGAUGGAGCUGUACCGAGGCAAGCUGGAGGAGGAGAGGGCGUACUCCCAGGCCCUGCUCCAGACGAAGGCUCUCCUGGAGGAGCAGCUGGCUGCAGCGAGGAGCCGCGGUGAGAGACAGAGAGAGCUGGAGAGAGACAACCUGCUGCUGCAACACAGGAGCCGGGACCUGGAGACGGAGCGCGAUGCUGAGAGGCAGCGGGUCGAUGAGCUGCUGGAAGAGAACCUCGCCCUGGAGGCGGAGCUUAAACACAGGCUGGCAGAGACCCCGCCCACCUGGGGGGAGGAGCCUGAGAGGGAGGCGUGGCUUGAGGGAGCCCCGCAGCCCCUCAGUGUCGAGGUGAGGGAUUUCCUCUCCUGUGAUCGACUGCUGGGAGCGGAGCAGGAGAACCAGGAGCUGCGCAGGAGGCUGAGGGACCUGGAGGGGGCGCUAGAGAGCAAGGAGCACACAGACCAGGUCUCCAGGCUUCAGGCCCAGGUGUGUGAUUUGAGGAUGCAGCUGAGCAGUGCUGAGAGAGAGAGGGAGAAAGCUGAGAGACAGGUCGGUGACCUCACAACGGAGGUCGAGCGAUGGAAGGGGUCAGGGGUCAGGGGUCCAGCAAAGGAGACAGGAGAGAGGGAGAGAGAGGAGAAGGAGGAGGGAAGAGAGAACCGAGAGAGGAGAGAGAGGAGGGAGAGGGGAGAGAGGAGGGAGGGAGGCAGAGAGAGGAGAGAGGGGAUGGAGGGGAGAGAGAAGAGAGAGAGAAGGCAGGGGAGAGGGAGAGAGAGGAGAGAGAGAAGGCAGGGGAGAAGGAAAGGGAGAGGGAGGAGGGAGGGGGGAGGCAGGGAGAGAAAGGAAAGAGAGAAGAGGGAGCGAGAGGAGAGGGAGAGGGAGGCAGGGAGGCGGAGAGAGCUGGAGGCUGAGAAUAUGAGGCUGAGGAAGGCUGAGGCGAGGCUGAAGGAGGCACGGAGGAAGUGGAGUCUCUGCAGUCGGAGCGAGUCCAGUUGGACGAGGGAGAAUUUCCAGUUGCGCAGUCUGGUGGAGAUGCACAAACUGGAGGGGCUGUACUGGGGCAACUGGAAACCGAGAAGCAGGAACUGGAGCGAGAGCGAGGACCAGCUGAGGAGGAGCGUGGAGAGCAUGAAGAGCCAGGCCAAGAAGGUGUGCGAGCAGUUGGAGCCGCUGUGCCAGUCCCUGCGCUGCGAGGUGGAGAGGCUGGACCGCUCCCUGGUGGCUGGGAGGAGGAGAGCGGAGGAGCUGGAGCUGGAGGUGGAGGAGGGGGAGAGGGAGAGCCAGGGGCUAAAGAGGGAGCUGGGGGAGGCCAGGCAGGCCCUCCGGAGCCUGGAGCAGGGCAGGGCAGGGCUGGAGGAGGAGCUGGAGAGGCAGGGCAGGGAGAGGAGGCAGCUGGAGAAAGAGGCACGGAGGCUGAAGCAGGAGAGCCAGGUGGCAGAGGCAGCACUGGAGGAGAGCCAGCUGAGAGAGAGAGAGCUGGAGCAGAAGCAACGGCUCCUCUCCGCAGAUCUGUCCCAGGUGAAGGAGUCUGUGUCUCAGCUCCGGGAUGCUGGAGAGAGAGAACAGGGAGCUGAUCCAGCAGGGAGUGGAGCUCAGAGGCACCCUGGCCUGUCUCAGAGAGGAGCUGGUGGAGAGAGGCUGGGCAGAGAGCUGGAGAAGGCGGAGCUUAGCCCGGAGAGGCGGAGCCUGGAGCAGCAGCAAAGCGAGGAGAGUUUCAAGCUCCUGGAGAAGCGACUCGACUCCUCCUUCAAAGAGACGCUGCGAGUCAGAGACGAGCAGAUCAGCGCCCUGAGAGACCAGAGGGAGGCGCUCAUGAGCCAAAAUCAGCAGCUUCAGGGAGAGACACAAAGGUUGAGGGCUCUUAUUGGGGCGUCAGAGAGAGACGCAGCCAGCCAGAGCGAACCCCAAAAUAGCAGCACCCCGAAAAACAACAACACCACCACAGGACCUCAAAUCAACAGGGACCCCCAAGAUUCCAGCUCCCCGAAAAACAACACAGGGUCCCAGAUCACCAGCAAGUCCACCGGCACUGACAGUGACCCCCCAAACAAGGAGGAGCCCCAAAUCAGCAGGGACCCCCAAAUCCACACCGAGCCUUUGAGUGACAGACUCAUUGAGGUGGAGAGACAGAAUGCCUCCCUGCUGGCGGAGAAGCUGUCGCUCUCCUCGCGGCUGUGUGAGAGCGAGGCUCGGAGGGGCAGCGUGCAGGACCAGCUGGAGGCGCUGCAGAGACACUCCCAGAGCGUGCAGGACAAGAGCGCCGCCCUGCAGGCUCUCAACACGCGACUGCAGGUAGAGAACACCGCCCUGGCCUCCCAGCAUGCCUCUCUCUCGGCGCAGUGCUCUCAGAGCGAGGCUCGAGUGGCGACCCUGGAGGGCGAGGGGCGGCGCCUGGCCGCGGAGCGGGAGGAAGUGAGGUCGUGGCUGGAGAGCCUCCGCAGGGACCACGACAAGCUGGGCGUGCUUCACGAGAGGCAGGAGGCGGAGCUGGAGGGGCUGGCGCGCAAACACAGCGAGCUGAAAGGAACCUUCCGCGCGCUGGAGCUCAGGCACCGAGAGCUGGAGGGAAG